This is a messenger RNA of Daphnia magna, 855 nucleotides long. RefSeq lists its product as uncharacterized. The transcript has 6 exons. Bases 1 to 855 code for a protein of 284 amino acids. NCBI's taxonomy places the organism in Eukaryota, Metazoa, Arthropoda, Branchiopoda, Diplostraca, Daphniidae. The record is from RefSeq and is a predicted model, not a curated record.
AUGAAUCUGGACAGCAUCUUUGAUGCUUCAUUAGUGGCAAGGAGGUCCGAAUUAGAGUUAGAGAUAGGUCAGUUAACCUCGUACGCGUUAGAAUUCAACAUUUCAAUUUCGAUGGCUCAAGCGUUCAAUCGAGGAGUACUAGGUUCGAUCCCGGAGAGUGACAAUCCACUAGUGUCUCCAUUUACAGUAGAGGAAAUUAACAACGCACUUAGGGCAACUAAAAAGAACAAGGCCCCAGGCCGUAAAUCAAAAGAAGUAUCUUCCCUCAAACCGGCCGCCAUUAUCGCGUACAAUUUGGAGAAAGCAUAUGACCUUGUCAACCGAGACGUACUGUGGGAAGUGAUGACAGCCAUGGGCUACCCCCCCUUUUGCUUGUCUAGGGGUAUUGACGGAAUUGAACACUACGGAAAACGCAUCCAAGUUCGUGCUAUUGAGAGAACUGCAACUGUUUAUUGGUUGGGGCCACAUCUCAAGAACCUCCUUCCACAAAUCACCCAGCCUAGGUUUAAUGCAACACAUUCAUCGCAUCCAUACUUCACUACCUCACUUUCAACCAUCACCGAUCUACUUAAAGCUGGCAUCUUCACAUCGUCAACUGUAUCGAAUCACCGCGCCACCUACAAUCACCUGAUCGCUAACAUAGGGCAACCAGGGAGAACAGAGAUUGCGAAACCGGACCUUGACUGGGCUUCCAUCUGGCGUUGGGUGGCCAAAAUCAAAGGGAAAACGCCGAAGUGGUCUGGGAUUUUAACCAUAACCAGCUUCCCACCAAAAUGCGUCUCAAUAGUCUCAAUCUUUCAAACAACGACCAAUGCCCUCUAUGCAAUGCUGGCCAAGAAACUGACGACCAUCUAA